Messenger RNA from Trichomonas vaginalis G3, 2472 nucleotides. RefSeq names its product protein kinase protein. The transcript has a single exon. NCBI's taxonomy places the organism in Eukaryota, Parabasalia, Trichomonadida, Trichomonadidae. Gene Ontology annotation, biological process: protein phosphorylation; signal transduction. Gene Ontology annotation, molecular function: ATP binding; protein kinase activity. Bases 1 to 2472 code for a protein of 823 amino acids. The record is from RefSeq and is a predicted model, not a curated record. Gene Ontology annotation, cellular component: cytoplasm.
AUGUCGGACAUUACCUCUCAAGUCCGAAGAGAACUGAGAGAGUUUGCAGUAGAUCUUUCAGAAUUCAAAUUUGGCGAUAAAAUUGGAGAAGGUGGCUUUGGAGAGGUAAAUUACGCAAUUCAUAUAGCAACCAAAAAGAAAUGCGCAAUUAAAAAGCUGUUUCUCAAGGAGCUAAAAGGAUCUGAUUUCGAUUUAUUCAUUCGUGAAGUCGAAAAUCUAGCUAUUUGCGAUAAUAUGUUUUGUUUGGCGUUCUUAGGCUGCACAUUCAAAUAUCCUUUCUCCAUUAUUACACAAUACAUACCAAACGGAUCUCUGUUUAAUGCGCUAAAACACCGUGACGGAUCUCCUGAUUUAGAUGGCACUGAUAAAACACUGAUUGCAAUGGGAAUUGCACACGGAAUGACGUAUUUACAUAAACACGGAAUCAUACACAGAGACUUAAAGUCAUUAAAUAUCCUUUUAGACGAAAAGAAACUUCCAAUAAUUUGUGAUUUUGGUUUAUCAAGGCGACAAGGCGAAUCAGAUAUAGAUUCACCAGAAAAUAUGAUGACAAAGGAUGUUGGUACACCACAUUGGAUGGCUCCAGAGCUUUUUGAAUCAAAUAAUUAUACAAAUAAAGUUGAUGUCUACGCGUUUGGCAUGAUUAUGUGGGAGAUGCUUACAGAGAUGAGUCCGUUUAAGAACAUGAACGGUAUGCAAAUCGCGUAUGCUGUCUGUAAAAAAGGAGAAAGACCACAAAUUCCAAAUAUCACUGCAGAACCAAUGAGAGCAUUUAUUAAUCGAUGUUGGAACCAAGAUCCAAAUCAACGGCCAACGUUUGAAGAGAUUUACAAAGAUUUUAAAACAGGAAAAAUCGCAUUUAGCGGAACUGAACGAACAGAAGUCCAAAAAUUCAUUAAAUACAUCAAAAAAGAUGAAGCAAAUCGUGCUGCUGUUGGCGAAUUCAAGAAACCUCCGCUUAAAACUCCAAAUCAUCCGAAUAGACAUCGAAGAUCAAAAGAAUCGCAUCCAAAGCAAUCUCCUUCUACAGUACCUAGACAUAGAAAUACUUAUGUUGACUACAAUUUACUUUCUCAGCCAGAAAAUUUUGAUUUUAUGGCAAAUUUCAAUUUGGCAAUCAAAAACCUCAAACAAAGUAACGCAGAUACAUUCUUUGAAGCACUAAAACCAGUAUUCCAAAAGAAAGUCGACGUAAAUACCAUGUUUGAAAUAUUAUCUCAAAUUAUUAAAGUAAUUGAGAACGAUCAAGACAUUUUACAAAUCAUGCUUGAGAAUGGAAUACAUACUAUUCUGCCAAUUGGCGAAUUUGACCUAUUAUCUCCAAUAUUAUUGAUAUAUUUAAUCUCAGCAAUGCAUUUUCCAGGAAUUAUUGAUCCGAAAUUCCUUGAAACCAUCUCUCCUUUUGUUUCCAGAUGCGCAGAUAAGGUUUUAUCCAUAAUAACCUAUUAUUUCCAACCCGGAGAUCAUCAAACAAACAUUUGGGACGUCAUGGACUUCAUAAGAUUGCAUAGUGAUACGUUUUUAUCGCAAUGCGGGGUUUCUUUUGUGAAAUUAAUUCAUUACAUUUACACAAGAAACCAUUCCGUCAAAGCUGUUCGCUUUUCCGACCUUGUUUUCAUAUUGUCCAAAGCAGUGACUAGUCAGGAUAUCAAUAUCAUUCAUCUUUCUUAUAAUUGUAUUAUAGAUCUCUUUGAUCCACGUAUUGUGGUCGACCAAAACACAUUAAUCAAUCAUCUAUUAAACCAACAGACCAUUUCUGAUGUAUCAAAUUACCUUUCCAGGAUGCCAAAUGUUCAAAUAACUCCUCAAUUCAUUGAUGCCUUACUUAUUGCAGCAGGAAAGGACAAAAUGGCAUUGAUUGCUCUUCUUGGUAUUGCAAAGAAGCACUCAGAAGCUGGAAAAAUCCUUAUUUCCAUAUCUGACAGGUGGAUGAUAACAAAUCGAAUUAAAGCAGUCGACGUUAUCAGCCUAAUAUUGAUCCUUGUAUCAAGGAAGAAGCUAAGGAACGAUUUGGCCCAUUGCGAACUCUUUGCUCAGUGGAUCAGUUCAAUUCCGGAUACAAGAGAUAUAGAAUUGAUUGACAUUGCAGCUAAGAUCGUCAUGAAAAUGAUCGAUGAGAAGCAAAUGCUGCUCAAUUUAACGAAAAAUGACUUUUUCAAACAUUAUUUGACGGUUGUUCCAACUUUAGAUGACAUUGAGACCACGAAAACAUCAAUAUAUAUCAUAGAUACAAUUGCCAGGUCCAUGCUUACUACAGAUUUCAUGAUUUAUAUACCAAUCAUGUUUACCAUGCUAAAAACUAAUACAGAACUCACAUUUCCAGCACUUUCAGCCAUAACUGUUCUAAGCAGUCAUGAAAAAUGUGCAGAAGUUAUCAGAUCUUUGAAUUACAAAUCAGUUAUGAGAUCUUUGAAACAUAACCCAUCUUAUAAGAGUUAUGUUGAUCUCCUCAUUCAGAAUAUUACAAAAUAG